AAUCUUAAAAUUACUUCAAUUUUCCCUCUUUUUGUUCAAGUUCCCACUUUUCCAGAAAUAGGUCUUCUGGAGUCCCCUUGAUCCUGAAUAAUUUAUGUUCAAAGCGUCACUCCGGCGUGACAUUUGCUCACAUCAUCCCAGGGUAACCGCGGCCAGGAGCAACGAAUCCCUCAUCAGAGCGCAGAAAGGUCAAGUGAUAUCGAUCUUAUCGCACAAACACACUCUAUUGUGUCAAAAUCAAAUCUCCAAAUUUGCGAUUAGGUCGGACAUGACAGCUCUCUUCAGCCUCAGCAUCUGCGGCUGCUCGUCUCUGGAGACUGGAUGUCAGGAAAUCACCUCUGGACGAGUCAAAAUCAGAGUGAUUGGCUUUUUCUUGAAGCCUAGAAGGCGGCUGGCGGAACUUUAACCUGAUUUUCCUGGUCAAUGCGCGGUGCGUAAAAUACGCGCUCCAGGGCGGGGACUAUUUCGGAGAGACAUUAUUUAAAAACACAUUAGCACGGUUUGCUGCGUCAACAGGUUGUUUAGAGUACCCCCUGGUCCCAUUUGAACACCCCCUCUACUCAGAUCAAAAGAGGUGUGAAGUUGAUACGACGCAUUUGGACGAACAAUUUGGACUCAUGCGCGGGGACUGCCGCCUGCCUUCACAACGAUGUCGGGAUGUGGCGCAGAACUUUGUGGCCAUAAAAUGUUCCCGAAACGAGGAUUUCACGUUUUGAUCGUGAUCGUGAUGAACCCAGCAGCUGCAGCACGGAGACAACUGCAACAUAAUGGCAUGUAGGAACGGCUGCUGCUGCAGCUCCGGACCUGUGAACGAGGAUAACGCGCGGUUCCUGCUGCUGGCGCUGUUCAUCGUCGUCUAUCUCCUCUGCGGGGCCGCAGUCUUCUCGGCGCUGGAGCAGCCGAAGGAGCGGGAGGCCAAGGAGCGCUGGGCGCAGAGGUUCGAGCAUUUCUCCCAGAAGUACAACCUGAGUAAGAAAGACUUGAGGAACUUCUUGAGGAACUAUGAGGAGGCAAACGUGGCGGGAAUCCGGGUUGAUACAAUCAGACCUCGGUGGGACUUCAGCGGAGCUUUUUACUUCGUGGGAACCGUGGUGUCAACCAUUGGGUUUGGGAUGACCACACCUGCCACCAUUGCCGGCAAAGUCUUCCUGAUGUUUUACGGCCUGCUUGGCUGUGCCGCCACCAUCCUCUUCUUCAACCUCUUCCUUGAGCGGGUGAUCACGGUUAUCGCGUUUGUACUCAAGUCCUGCCACAGGCGACGCCACAACAAGGCCAUGCUCCCGAAAAAUGGACGUUGUGCCUCUGUGGAGGAGAGAGCGGGUGGACCUGGAUCUAAUGGAUCAGGAAAAGGAGGCGGGGAUCUCGCUGGCUGGAAGCCCUCAGUCUACUGCGUCAUGCUUAUAUUAGGUGCUGCAGCCGUCUUAGUGUCCUGCUGUGCUUCUCUGAUGUACUCUGCAGCUGAGGGUUGGGCCUACCUGGACUCUCUUUACUUCUGCUUUGUGGCCUUCAGCACCAUUGGGUUUGGUGAUAUGGUGAGCAGCCAGCGACUCUCCUAUGAGGGAUACGCCAUGGCAGCGUACCGGCUGGGCAACUUUUUCUUCAUCCUGACCGGCGUCUGCUGCAUUUACUCCCUCUUCAACGUCAUCUCCAUCGUCAUCAAGCAGGUGCUGAACUGGCUGCUGAGAAGACUGGAAACCCCCUGCCGCUGCUGCUUCCCCAGGAGAGGUAUUCACCCGCACCGGCACCCCCGCCGCAACGUGGUCGCCCCAGGCCACCUUCGUGCCCGCAGAGACCCCUCCAUCGAAACAGAUGCCAUCAAUGAGAGUGAAACCGACCCGGGGCGCAGGAUGUCUGGGGAGAUGAUUUCCAUGAGGGAUUUCUUAGCUGCAAACAAGGUGAACUUAGCUAUUAUGCAAAAACAACUUUCAGAGAUGGCCAUCGGGCACCCGCGCCAGACCAACUCCAGUUCACGUCAGAACGGCUUCUCGGGAGGCGUUGGCGCUCUGGGCAUCAUGAAUAAUCGCCUGGCGGAGACGAGCAUGGACAGAUAAGGGCGGCUGUGGGAAGCGCUUUUAAAAGGAAACGGCAGACGGGUGAGAAAGACUCAGGCAAGUGAGGACGAACUGACACAGAGAAAGGCGGCUCAGCCACAAGCAGUGAAUUCAUCCCACCUCCUUUACUGUGAAGAACAAGACUUCAUUACCGAUGCAUGAAAGUUUACUGGAGACUCACAUCUGGACCAAAGCGCUGGACAUCCAGUUUCCAUGGUGAUCAAAAGUUUUCCUUUAGGCCUGUAUCUAAGCUUCUAAACAUCCAUCUGCAACUUCAACUCGUCUGCAACAAUGCUCCCUAUGACUCUAUCCGAUUCCAGCCUGUAUCUGUGCAUUGAUGAGAGAAAUAUACAUUUAAUAAAGUGCCAGUUUCCUCAUUUGGUGUUAAACCGUCUUCUCUCUGUGUACAACAAACAAGAAUUUAAUCAACAGAAUUUUAAAAGUCUGCUUUGCUUUUUUUUUUCACUUUACUGGCAAAAUUAUAUUUCAAAAGAGUUAACACAAUACAUUUUUGCAAUGGCUUUUUUCCUCA
Molecule: messenger RNA, 2583 nt
Organism: Oryzias latipes (Japanese medaka)
Lineage: Eukaryota; Metazoa; Chordata; Actinopteri; Beloniformes; Adrianichthyidae
Gene: kcnk13b
Product: potassium channel, subfamily K, member 13b
Biological process (GO): potassium ion transmembrane transport; stabilization of membrane potential
Cellular component (GO): plasma membrane
Molecular function (GO): outward rectifier potassium channel activity; potassium ion leak channel activity
Source: RefSeq, a predicted model, not a curated record